UCUGCGUUCGACGUUCACUCGCGCAUCCGACCUGGCAGGUUGACAAUCGAACCCGUCGCUCCGCUCGAACGCACGAAAUUGCACGACAGUUGCGAGAGUUCGAAGUCUUCGUUUUUUUUUUUUUUUUUCGAAACAAUCGGCAAAAAAGAUGAGCAAAGUGAAGGACCUGGACGAGUGCUACAGAGUCGCCGAGGAGUUGAUUUUGUGCGCGGGAAAGAUAAUAGAAGACAGCAUCGACACCAAGAAGACCGUCAAGAGCAAAGGAAUCGAUUGGGAUCUUGUCACGGAAUACGAUCGCAAGAUAGAGGACAAAUUGAUAAAACAAUUGUCCGUACGAUUCCCAUCGCACAAAUUUAUUGGAGAAGAAACGGCGGCGAAGGAAGGUUGUUUGCCGCAAUUGACUAACGAUCCAACAUGGAUAAUAGACCCGAUAGACGGCACGACCAACUUUGUGCAUCAUUUUCCGCACACUUGCAUUUCCGUGGCGUUACUGAUCAACAAAAAAGCGGAGAUCGGCAUUAUAUACAAUCCUCUCAUGAGGCAGUUCUUCUCCGCGAGAAGACACUGCGGUUCCUUUCUCAAUGGCAAGCCCAUAAAAACGUCAGACGUGAAAGACGUAUCUCAAGCAUUGGUCGCCAUGGAACCUUGGAUAGCGAAAGAUCCUCAGUAUCUAGCCAGUGUGUACAGCAGAAUGCACGCUCUGAUACAAGGCACUCAUGGAAUAAGAUCUCUAGGAACAGCUGCGCUCACAUUGUGCUAUGUGGCAAUGGGAGCUGUAGAAGCGUAUCAUAUUGAAAGCAUAGAUGCUUGGGACGUUGCAGCCGGGAAGUUAAUAAUUGAAGAAGCGGGCGGAGCUGUGAUAGACACUGCUGGAGGAGAACUUGAUAUAAUGCAGCCUAGAGUCAUAGCGGCCUGUAAUCAGCAAAUUGCACAACAACUUGUGGAUCUUUUCAAGAGAGCCGAUUCUGAGAUGCUCAAUAAAUACUUAAAUUAAUUGCACCGAUAUACGUGCUUCUCGUCACAUUGCAUAAUGCUAUGUGUACAUACAUACAUAUCAUGUGUGACCUUUAAACACCCUUAAACACACAGUAUUAGACAAGACUAGACAAUGUAUGUAUUAUAUUUGCAAUCAAAAAUCACUGUAUUCUAAGAUUGAGAUACCUUGUAUCUUAUAUUUUACCUUAUAUACUCUUGUACAUAAUACAUAAUUCUUACUUGUUACACAUCUGUACAUAAUUUUCAUAGAAUAGAAUCAAUAAAUGUUUAUUUCAAUUA
Messenger RNA from Pseudomyrmex gracilis, 1275 nucleotides. RefSeq names its product inositol monophosphatase 2-like. The record is from RefSeq and is a predicted model, not a curated record. The transcript is spliced from 6 exons. Gene Ontology annotation, molecular function: inositol monophosphate 1-phosphatase activity. NCBI's taxonomy places the organism in Eukaryota, Metazoa, Arthropoda, Insecta, Hymenoptera, Formicidae. Gene Ontology annotation, biological process: inositol metabolic process; phosphatidylinositol phosphate biosynthetic process; signal transduction. The coding region runs from base 149 to 994 and encodes 281 amino acids.